Molecule: messenger RNA, 1506 nt
Organism: Ceratotherium simum simum (southern white rhinoceros)
Lineage: Eukaryota; Metazoa; Chordata; Mammalia; Perissodactyla; Rhinocerotidae
Gene: CHRAC1
Product: chromatin accessibility complex subunit 1
Biological process (GO): chromatin remodeling; DNA-templated DNA replication
Cellular component (GO): CHRAC; nucleus
Molecular function (GO): protein heterodimerization activity
Source: RefSeq, a predicted model, not a curated record
CCCGCACCGACCGUGUCGGCCGGCCACCUCGCGGCGGGCGGUGGGCGGUGGCGUGAUAGCGGGCGGUCCCGGCGGCCGCCGCGGGGGAGGGGCGCAAAGAUGGCGGACGUGGUCGUGGGCAAAGACAAGUGCGGGGAGCAGCGGCUCGUGUCGCUGCCCCUGUCCCGCAUCCGGGUCAUCAUGAAGAGCUCCCCUGAGGUGUCCAGCAUCAACCAGGAGGCGCUGGUGCUCACGGCCAAGGCCACGGAACUCUUUGUUCAAUAUCUAGCCACCUAUUCCUACAGACAUGGCAGUGGAAAAGAAAAGAAAGCACUCACUUACAGUGAUUUAUCAAAUACUGCAGAGGAAUCGGAAACUUUUCAGUUUCUUGCAGAUAUAUUACCGAAGAAGAUUUUAGCUAGUAAAUAUCUGAAAAUGCUUAAAGAGAAGAGAGAAGAUGACGAGGAAGAGCAUGACAACGAUGACAGUGAUGAUGAUGACGCGGAAUCCUAAACCAAAAAACUGCUUUAAAAAUCAGCCUGGUGAAGACCGUUAUGGAUUAGCACCAUUGCUUUGAAGUAAGCACAACACUGUGUGACUUUAGUCUCCUCGAUUUUCAGAGACUUCAAGUACAUUGUAUUCUUUCCUGGCUGAGAUAGAGCAUCUGAGGCACCUAUACCGUAAAUAGCCAAAAGGAAAGUAACCCAGACAACAGCCUCUCUUUGACAGGUCCCUGCUGCGGUUGGAGGGUACCAAGAAAGAGUUGUCUGUACAGUCAGGCACUGCCACUCAAUCUGCUGCAGCUAUAAGCAGCAGAGGCAAAGACAGUUUUGCUUAACUUUUAAAUUUACAGAUAGAUUUUGAAGAGCUUCUAAAUAUCAUUUGUGUAAAUUCGUAUAUGUAUAUUUUGAAAUCCUUAUAAACAACUAGAUCCAGUUUUAGCUAAAUAUGUAGUUUAUGGGUAGUAUGUUACAUUUCAGUUUUUGUAUUUCAAGAAAAUUUGACUAUUUGUCCAAAUACUGCAUGUUUUUAACUGUAAAGAAAUAAAUUUUUCUUUUUUAUUAAAAGUUGUACAUAAUUUUACAGUAAAAUGCUUUAUGAAACUAGUUUUAGAACCCUCCAUUGUUUUACUGCCUUGCUUAUUACCUGAGACUUUUGUGAUAUUUAAAAAUAAGGAUUUCUAACACUUAUUCCCAGAGAAGAAUUUCAAGUCAAAUUAGCCGAUGCAAAAAGAAAUGUUACCUCUGCAUGAGCAUAUUUUUCUUAAAAAACGUUUUAAAACAUUUUGUAUGUUGAAGAUCUCUCUUUUUACUGUUCUUUUCUUUACACCCAUUGUGAUUGUUUUUACUGUCCACAAGAGGAAACCAUAAGCCCUAUUUUUUUUUCACAUACAAAUUUUUGGCUCUUGUCUUUUCAGUCUCUUUUUUAAAAAAAAUUGAAUUAUAAUUUAUAUCCAGUAAAAUCAUCCUUUAAUGUCAAGUCUGUUGGUUGUGUAAGCAUUCAAUAUACAGAACAGUUCCAGUCACC